AUGGCGAGGAAAUCUAACCAGCUCCGGUCCAAAGAAGAGCCCCGACGUUCGAAACCGAAAGGAACAAAGAAGCCAUAUACGCGGGGCGGCCUGGAUGCCUUGACAGUUGCAGAGAAGCAAUAUCCCUCGAAUUCCGGAAUUCGAAAACACCGCUUGGGGGUGGAGGGCGAUGACGGCUCUAAGCGCAAGAGAGGCGGAGCUUCGAGACUAGACGGCGAAGGGGACUCUCACGACCCGCCUUCCAAGCGACGGAGAACUGGCGACGACGAUGAAGGCUCCGACUCGAGCGACAAUCGCGGAAGUGAUAGAGAGGGGAAUGAAUGGCUGUUGGGUCGGGUCGAUUCCGAUGAUGACAGUGAUAUCGACAGCGAUGAAGCUAUGGGUGAGAGCGAUGAGGAGAAAUUUCGAUGGGCGAAAAGCUUGGUGAGAGCGCUAAAGGCAAAAGUGAAAAUCUACGUUGAGAAACCGGAAUACGGGAUGAUUUCAACCUUAUCAAAAGGUGACGUCGAAGCGCUGGAGGAUGACGAUGAUCUUGGGGAAGAAGCGGUGGAUCUUGCUACGGCUUGGGAUAUGAACGCAGAAGACACAGAAUCGGACGUUAAAGCGAACACUACGAGGGCGAAGAAGACUUUUCGAUCUAAGACUACAGAUGAGGAAGACAAUAUUGACACUACUGGUAGCGAGGGUGAGGACCAAAAGGGUGAUUCUGAUGACUCUGACGGUGACGAUGCAAGCGAUGUCUCUGGGCUAUCCCUUUCUGACCAGGAUGAUUCAAAUGAGCGUGGCCUGUCGAAAUUACAAAAGUUCGUCAAGUCCAUGGAAAACGGACAAAGCGACGACGGCAAAUCGAAACUGAAGCAUCAGACCAUCACUCACGGCGCCCAACCUACGGAAUUCGGCCUCAUGCCAACACGCAAACUUACAGUUGCCGAUCUGAUCCCGACCAUUUCCGACUCGCGCAUGAAAGGCUCGCUCAAACAUCUAGACGCCGUUGCCGCAACGAAGAAGAGCAAAGCUGGAAUACCUGGGAAGCUGCAAGCGCCUCUCGCUAAACGGCAGCAGGAUCGUAUUGACCGUGCUGCAGCUUAUGAGAAGAGCAAAGAGACCCUUAAUCGGUGGAUUGAAACGGUGAAAGCUAACCGAAGAGCCGACCACCUCUCGUUUCCCCUUCCCGAGCCGAACGCCAUCCAGCAGUCAUCCAUUACUGAUUCGAAGCCAUUGACAGACCUCGAGAGCACCAUCCAGAAUAUCCUUGUAGAGAGCGGCCUAGCGGACGAGAAGGAUAAAUCCAGCGAAGCUCGGAUUCAGGAAUUUGAAGAAUUACAGGCGAAAAAGCUCCCGUUGGAAGAAAUACAGGCGCGUCGCGCAGAGCUACGGAAGGCUCGAGAGCUACUUUUCCGCGAGGAGGUUCGAGCCAAGCGGAUUAAGAAAAUUAAGAGCAAAUCUUACCGCCGUGUGCAUCGCAAGGAGCGGGAAAAGAUGGAUAUUAGAGAGCGGGAAGCUCUUAUCGCCGCUGGUGUUGAUGUUGAUGAGGAAGACCGCGAAAAACUCGACCGGCAGAGAGCGGAAGCUCGAAUGGGAGCGAAACAUCGGGAAAGCAAGUGGGCUAAAGGCCUUAAACAAACUGGAAGGACGGCCUGGGAUGACGAAGCGCGACUGGAAAUGGCGGAUCUAGCAAGGCGGGGGGAGGAAUUGCAAAGCAGAAUAGAAGGAAAGCGAGUCACUACGGGACAGGAAGGGUAUCUAGGGUCCUCAAGCGAGGAGUCAGAGAGCGACAGUGAUGCAGCUGAAGAUGGGUUUGGGUCCGAUGCUGAGGCACAACGCCUGAAGAAAAAGCUCAAUGACCUCGACCAAAACGGCAAUGAGAAUGAAGAGCCCAUCACCGGGCCUCAUGCAGGGUUACUGUCCAUGAAAUUUAUGCGGAAUGCGGAGGCUGCGCGGAAGGCUCAGAACGAUGCUGAAAUUAAAAAACUCCGUCGUGAGAUGGAUGGCGGGGAUGAUUUACACUCCGAUGAUGAGAUGGAGAUGGGCCGCCAGAAGUUCGGCCGACUUGCCACUACCAACGAACCUGCAGUCACUGCUCCUCAACGGCAGGAAUUUGAGGAGCCAGAUUCCGAUGCAGAUGACAAGGCCCGCGCAGUAGAGUCCGAUGGCGAAAUCGAGAUUCGGGUGGAUAAUAAUCCUACUACGAACAGUAAUAACAGCAACCACCGUGCGCAUAAAUCUACUGCACGCAGCUCUCAGCCUCUCAAGAAACGAUCUCCUCUAGCCAACAACGACCCAACUCAGGAUGACGACGCUGAUGUCGACAAUCCAUGGCUCACGCAGCCCAAGCGGAAUGCGAAGAAGCACAAUGGCUCCUCACCAGAUGCAGUGGCUGACAUUAGCCUGAUCAGCAACGCUGCAGCUGCGGCUGCAGCCGCGAGGCGGUCGUUCGUGACGGAGGAGGGCGUCAAGGCUGAGAAGAGGAGGGAUGCGAGGCUGGAUCGGGUUAUUGUUAAUGAGAAGCGGGUUCGGAAGAAUACAAAGUAUCUCGCGUCCCAGUUACCCCACCCCUUCGAAUCAAGGCAGCAAUACGAACGCUCGCUGCGGCUGCCCAUCGGGCCCGAAUGGACGACCAAGGAAACGUUCCAGAACGCCACAAAACCGCGUGUCAUGCUCAAACAGGGCGUUAUCAAGCCGCUGCAGAGACCUCUGCUGUGA
This is a messenger RNA of Histoplasma mississippiense, 2703 nucleotides long. RefSeq lists its product with no specific name. Gene Ontology annotation, cellular component: nucleolus; small-subunit processome. Bases 1 to 2703 code for a protein of 900 amino acids. Lineage: Eukaryota; Fungi; Ascomycota; Eurotiomycetes; Onygenales; Ajellomycetaceae. The transcript is spliced from 4 exons. Gene Ontology annotation, biological process: rRNA processing. The record is from RefSeq and is a predicted model, not a curated record.